AAGAGACAUCCUCCCCCGCCUUGCUCGCCCCUGCUGCUCUCUAUCAUCUGCGGCGGCGACUGCGGUGACACCCAAGGCACGCCCACCUCCUCUUCUUCUUCAAGCGGCGGCGCUACCGCCUGCCCCUCCCGUUGUCUCCUCUCCUCCUCCUUCUCCGUGUCCUCUCUUCUGGCCCUAGAUUUAGUCUCUGGGUUAGGGUUUCGAAGGGUCUGUGGGUUCCACCAGAUUGUUCCGCUCGCGAUUUCCCGUCCUCGAUUGCUGGCUUUCUGCGGACCGUCUGCUUUGUUCCUUCUUGCAAGGGAAGGUUUCCGGAGAUGGCUGAGGAUGAGUCGCCGCAAACUUUCAAAACUCUUGGAGUGAGAGAAGAAUUGGUGGAAGCAUGCGAAAGCUUGGGGUGGAAAGCCCCCACGAAGAUCCAAAUCGACUCUAUUCCGUAUGCCCUUGAAGGGAAAGACAUUAUCGGUCUGGCUCAAACGGGGUCGGGUAAGACAGGAGCUUUUGCAAUCCCGAUUAUUCAAGCUUUGUUGGAGACUCCACAACCCUUUUUUGCUUGCGUGCUUUCUCCUACUAGAGAGUUGGCAAUUCAGAUUGCUGAGCAGUUCGAAGCAUUAGGGUCUGGCAUUGGCGUAAAAUGUACAGUGCUUGUUGGAGGGGUUGACAUGACACAGCAAGCAAUUUCUCUUGGAAAGCGUCCCCAUAUCGUGGUCGCAACCCCUGGGCGUCUCUUGGAUCAUUUAACUAACACAAAAGGUUUUAGUCUCCGCACAAUAAAGUAUUUGGUCCUAGAUGAGGCUGAUAGAUUGCUCAACUUGGAGUUUGAGAAAGCAAUUGAUGAUAUUUUGAAGGUUAUUCCUGCUGAGAGAAAGACGUACCUGUUUUCAGCCACUAUGACAAAAAAGGUGAGCAAACUUCAACGGGCUUGUCUUAGGAAUCCUGUGAAGAUUGAGGCUGCUUCUAAAUACUCCACAGUUGAUACACUGAAGCAACAGUUUCGCUUAGUUCCAGCAAAGUAUAAGGAUUGUUAUCUGGUUUACAUUUUGACUGAGAUGUCUGGAAGCAUGUCAAUGGUAUUCACCCGAACAUGCGAGUCGACACGACUUCUCUCUCUAGUUCUCCGGAACAUUGGUAUGAAUGCCAUCCCUAUCAGUGGUCAAAUGAGCCAGGCUAAGAGGUUGGGGGCUUUAAACAGAUUUAAAUCAGGAAACUGCAACAUCCUUAUAUGCACUGAUGUUGCAAGCAGGGGACUUGACAUCCCUUCAGUUGAUGUAGUUAUAAAUUAUGACAUACCUACAAAUUCUAAGGAUUAUGUCCAUCGUGUGGGCAGAACCGCACGUGCUGGGCGAUCUGGGUUGGCGAUAUCUUUGGUGAAUCAGUAUGAGGUUGAGUGGUACCUACAGAUAGAGCAGCUCAUUGGCAAAAAACUACCAGAAUACCCAGCAAAUGAAACUGAAGUCCUUAUAUAUUUGGAACGUGUAUCGGAUGCCAAGAGGAUUGCUCUCAUGAAAAUUAAGGACAGCAAUGGCAAUAAGAAGAGGAAAAAGGUAGAAGAAGAUGGUGAUGAAGCAGAGGAAUAUGUUGGGAUUUCCAAGAAGGUAAAAGCAUCAAAGAGAUCUAAGAGAUGGUAGCCGCGACUUUGUCAUGCUGGUGAUCGUGGCUGUUGAGAUUUCUUUUGUUUUUUUCCCAAAAGCAAAACAGCUAUAUUACUGAAUCAAUCUAGGAAGAGGCCAUCAUGCUCCUCGUAGCACAAAAAAUGAGCCAACUCCGGUGGUUGUAUUGCCCUCCACGAAUAAGAGGAUUGGGGACAGAGCAAAAAUGUGUUGGCCAGUUAGUAUUAUUGUUCUCUUCUCUAAAUACAUUUAUAAAGAACCUAGACCAAAUGUCUUAAACAGUUGAGCAAAAGUCAUGUAAAAGACUCUUUUCUAUUAAGGAAUUUGAUAAUCGAUUCAGUAUCAGAUUCAAUUAC
Molecule: messenger RNA, 1963 nt
Organism: Musa acuminata subsp. malaccensis (wild Malaysian banana)
Lineage: Eukaryota; Viridiplantae; Streptophyta; Magnoliopsida; Zingiberales; Musaceae
Product: DEAD-box ATP-dependent RNA helicase 10
Molecular function (GO): RNA helicase activity; nucleic acid binding; ATP binding
Source: RefSeq, a predicted model, not a curated record